This is a messenger RNA of Penicillium angulare, 387 nucleotides long. Its product is annotated as serine/threonine protein kinase. Gene Ontology annotation, biological process: protein phosphorylation. The record is from RefSeq and is a predicted model, not a curated record. Bases 1 to 387 code for a protein of 128 amino acids. Lineage: Eukaryota; Fungi; Ascomycota; Eurotiomycetes; Eurotiales; Aspergillaceae. Gene Ontology annotation, molecular function: ATP binding; protein kinase activity. The transcript has 2 exons.
AUGGAUCCCGCAGCUUUCUAUCCUACUCUCCAAAGAUUCGCCAAGGAUAAGUUUAAGCCAAAUGCAUUAUUAUUAGAAUAUCUCGCCAAUUCAGAGAGUUUGAACUGCACCAACUACUCAGAUGCGCUCCAUCCUCAAGCUAUUGAGGGUAUAGAGGAGAUACAUAAGGCAGGCGUUCACCACCAGGAUGUCUACCACAAAAACAUUCUUCUUGUCCGCGGAAAUCCAGGGCCCGGUAGGCUGGUCUGGAUUGACUUUGAAGUUGCAACCACUUUUGAUGAAUUCGGAUCUAAAGAGCUGGCUCUCUGUGACCAUGAACUUAAUGCUAUAAAGUCAUUUGGGGAACUCCUGGCUGAGGGCCUCCCACCCAACACAAAAUUUUAUUAA